AUGACUGACAUUCUCGGGUACGUGACCGAUGUCCUCCAAAACAUUUAUGAUGGAAAUUUGGAAUACUGCAAGGAACAAUUUUAUCAAGAGCAACAGAACGAAAAGAUAAAACAAUUCGAUGUGGUACUAAAGAAUCUCCUCGACAAACAAGUUUAUUUGGAGAAGGAAGUUGCUCGUUAUCGAUCCCUACUGAGCGAAAGCGACUCGGUGAUCAUAAUAAACGAUGAACAUUCUCUACCCAUUACCCCCGCAGAUGAAGGCGUCGUCGAGGUGACGCAGCAAAUGUUCGCAAAUGAGAAGUUUUGUGAAAAAGACAAGAUCGACCUAUGCAGUCAUAAAAUUGAUAUUCCCAUUUCAACUGUCGCCACUUUUCAUCCCAACGAUAAUUCUCCUCCUGAUACGCCACCUGCAUUAGAACAUGAAAGGAUUUGCCUCGAAUGUUUAAACCAAUGUGCGACCGUUGCUAUGGCCGUGACUACCGGCGAUUUCAAGAAGAGAAUCACAUGUCCUUAUGCAUCAGGCCCAAUGCUAACGUUGAGAAACGCGAUAAAUACUAUGGUCGACAAAAUCGAUCAGGUGUCGGUCGAAUUAAUUCAAGUUGCUCGUGAGGUCGGUGAAGAGGGUAAGUUAGGUGUCCAGGCAAAAACACAAAAAUUGGAAGGUGCUUGGAGAGAAAUGAUGGUACAUUUAAAUAUGAUGUCCAGCAACCAUUCUGAACAAGUGAGAGAUAUCGCUGAAGUUUGUACGGCCGUUGCUCAUGGUGAUCUAAGCAAAAAGAUCACCGUUGAGGUCAAAGGAGAAACACUAGUGCUGAAAAAUACCAUCAACACUAUGGUUGACCAACUUAAUUCCUUUGCCUCAGAGGUUACACGUGUUGCUCACGAAGUGGGCACCGAAGGUAAAUUAGGCGUUCAAGCACAGGUUCAGGGAGUCGGUGGCACAUGGAAAUUACUCACAGAUAAUGUUAAUACCAUGGCGGCCAAUCUCACUUCGCAGGUGCGUGACAUAGCCGAUGUAUCCAAAGCUGUUGCCAGAGGUGAUCUUAGCAAAAAAAUCACCGUCGACGUCAAGGGUGAAAUCCUGGAUCUUAAAAAUACGAUAAAUACUAUGGUGGACCAGCUUCAAACCUUUGCAACCGAGGUUACCCGCGUCUCUCUCGAAGUGGGCACCGAAGGAAAACUAGGCGGGCAGGCCAAUAUUAAAGACGUUGGCGGAAUAUGGAAAGAGUUAACAGAUAACGUGAACAUCAUGGCAGCAAACUUGACAAGUCAGGUACGAGACAUAGCCAAUGUAUCAAAGGCUGUCGCUCGUGGCGAUUUGUCUAGAAAAGUGACAGUUUCCGUUCGAGGAGAGAUCCUGGAACUAAAAGUUACUAUCAAUACUAUGGUUGAACAACUUCGAAUGUUUGCGGCAGAAGUGACACGCGUGGCACGAGAGGUGGGAACCGAAGGAAUUCUCGGAGGCCAGGCUGAAGUCCAGGGUGUGGACGGCAUUUGGAAGAGCUUGAUGGACAACGUGAACACUAUGGCGAACAAUCUUACAAAUCAUGUGCGAGACAUUGCGAAUGUAUCUAAGGCGGUUGCGCGUGGUGACCUAAGCAAAAAAAUCACCGUAGAUGUGAAGGGAGAAAUACUUGACCUAAAGAAUACCAUUAAUACCAUGGUGGAUCAAUUACAAACAUUUGCCGUGGAGGUCACACGUGUUUCCUUAGAAGUGGGAACGGAAGGAAAACUAGGCGGCCAAGCUGUUGUCAAAGAUGUUGGUGGAACUUGGAAAGAAUUGACAGAUAACGUUAACAUAAUGGCCGCCAAUCUCACCUCUCAGGUUCGUGACAUUGCAAAUGUAUCUAAGGCUGUCGCUCGUGGAGAUCUUAGCAAGAAAAUUACGGUUGACGUGAAAGGGGAAAUCUGGGAUCUCAAAAAUACCAUUAACACCAUGGUGGAUCAAUUACAAACUUUUGCUACAGAGGUGACCCGCGUUUCGCUAGAAGUCGGAACCGAAGGAAAAUUAGGAGGGCAGGCUGUAGUGAGAGAUGUUGAAGGAACUUGGAAGGUUUUAACAGAUAAUGUCAAUAUCAUGGCACUGAAUUUGACAACUCAAGUCCGUUCCAUAGCUGCGGUCACUACGGCUGUCGCAUGUGGCGACUUGAGUAAGAAGAUUACCGUCGAUGUCAAAGGGGAAAUUUUAGACUUGAAGAAUACUGUUAACACUAUGGUGGAUCAGUUGUCCACAUUCGCUGCCGAAGUGACACGUGUGGCUCGUGAAGUGGGCACGGAAGGAAAACUUGGAGUCCAAGCGCAGGUGAAAGACGUAAGGGGAACUUGGAAAGAGAUCACUUCAAACGUGAACACCAUGGCUGCCAAUCUUACAAUCCGCGCAUUUGCCCAAAUUUCGGCCGCAGCCACAGAUGGUGACUUCACGCAAUUCAUAACGGUUGACGCUUCCGGAGAAAUGGAUUCGCUUAAGACUAAGAUUAACCAAAUGGUAUAUAAUCUCAGAGAGAGUAUACAGAAGAAUACUGCGGCGAGGGAAGCUGCGGAAUUAGCAAAUAGGAGUAAGAGCGAAUUUUUGGCCAAUAUGUCACAUGAAAUUCGUACGCCGAUGAAUGGUAUUAUUGGAAUGACCACCUUGACUCUUGAGACCGAAUUAACGCGACAGCAACGAGAAAAUUUGAUGAUAGUCAGUUCUUUAGCCAAUUCUCUUCUGACAAUUAUUGAUGACAUAUUGGAUAUUUCAAAAAUUGAAGCCGGCCGGAUGACCAUAGAACAAAUUUCAUUCUCUCUGCGAUCUGCAGUGUUUAGCGUUCUCAAGACUCUUGCGGUUAAGGCUAAUCAAAAAAAAUUGGACCUUAUAUAUGAUGUAGACAAUGGAAUUCCAGAUCAAUUGGUUGGCGAUCCACUCCGUUUGAGACAAAUCAUUACGAAUCUAAUUGGUAAUGCCAUCAAAUUCACCAACGAAGGAGAAGUAGUUCUCUCCGUGCAUAUCAAAUCGAUUGUGGAAGAUCAAGUGAUAUUAGAGUUUUGCGUGAGCGAUACUGGCAUAGGAAUUCAAGAAGAUAAGAUUGAUAUGAUCUUCGAUACUUUUUGUCAAGCUGACGGAUCGACGACCAGAAAAUUCGGGGGAACCGGGUUAGGUUUAUCAAUAUCCAAACGUCUUGUCAACUUGUUGGGUGGAGAUCUAUGGGUGGAGAGUGAGUACGGUAAUGGUUCUGAUUUCUACUUCACAGUGAGUGUAACUCUUGGCUCAACGAGUCGAGAGCACGUUCAGCUAAAAAUGGCCCCUUGGCACGGUCGACACAUAUUAUUUAUUGAUACACUGCAUGACACCACCGGGGUCGCUGAUAUCAUUGAAGAGCUAGGACUUCGAAUAAAAAUUACAAAAUCUGUGGAGGAAACAGCUAUACUGACGGCGUCGCGGAAAUCGGAUACUCCUUUGUUCGAUACAGUAAUCGUUGAUGACCUGAGCAUCGUUGAACGAUUGCGAGAGAUUGCUCAUCUACGAUACAUCCCUAUCGUUUUGCUGGCACCCAUGAUUCCAAACCUAAACAUGAAGAACUGCAUAGAUCUUGGAAUUACAUCAUACAGUAGUAUACCGACUAAUCUACCUGAUUUGAUGAAUGCAUUGUUGCCAGCCCUCGAAUCUCAUGCGACGGUUCCAAAUGAUUUUACGAGACAGCAACCUCUGGAAAUUUUAAUGGCCGAGGACAAUAUUGUAAAUCAGAAAUUGGCUGUUAAGAUAUUAGAGAAGUUUGGUCAUAAGGUUGAGAUAGUGUCUAAUGGAAAGAUGGCAUUGGAGCAUUUUAUGUCGAAGAGAUAUGAUCUAAUUCUAAUGGAUGUGCAAAUGCCCAUAAUGGGCGGCUUCGAGGCAACUCAGAGGAUACGCGAAUAUGAGAGAGAACAUGGUGGUCACGUGCCAAUAAUAGCCCUGACGGCACACGCAAUGAUAGGAGACCGAGAGAAAUGCAUAUUAUCCGGAAUGGAUGAAUAUGUCACGAAGCCACUAAGAAUGAACGAUCUUAUCGCUACAAUAAACAAAUUCCCGAUGAAAAAUUCAAUCGAAGAAGCACACAUAUCAGACGGUCGCAGCAAUAAUCAGCAGGAAGGAAACAAAUAA
Messenger RNA from Acaulospora morrowiae, 4113 nucleotides. The record is from the annotation of a GenBank genome assembly. Lineage: Eukaryota; Fungi; Glomeromycota; Glomeromycetes; Diversisporales; Acaulosporaceae.